AUGGUACCACCGCCGUCGUCGUCAUCGUCGCAGAAAGAAGCUGGAAAUACAUCGUUUGAGCAAGAUGCACUUUCUGUCAUUCUAGUGACAGCUGGCUACGAUCAUACCAUUCGAUUCUGGGAGGCAUGGUCAGGCGUAUGUUCACAUACGAUCCAGUACAAUGAAUCGCAAAUCAACCGUCUCUCCAUCUCGCCUGAUAAAAAGCUAUUGGCCGUGGCCGGCCAUAAUACGGUACGUCUUUACGACUGCCAUGCAAGCGCCGCCGCUGCAUUGAACAAUACAGACAACGCGGGGCGAGGCAGCAAUGUGCCGCCUGUGGCUACGUUUGAAGGGCACACGGGCAACGUCACCUCGAUUGGGUGGCAUUGCGAUGGAAAGUGGCUCGUUAGUGGCAGCGAGGAUGGGACGCUGCGUAUUUGGGAUACGCGUACGUCACGCUCGCAGCGAGUAUACGACCAUCAGGGCGCCGUGAACGAUGUUGUGAUUCAUCCGAACCAGGGCGAGCUCGUCUCCUGCGAUCAAAACGGCAGCGUCAAAGUAUGGGACUUGGGCGAGAAUGGAUGCAGUCAUGAACUUGUGCCUGAGGAAGAAGUGCCGAUGCGCUCUGUCUCCAUUGCGUCGGAUGGCUCUUGCCUUGUUGCGGCCAACAAUCGCGGGAAUGUCUAUGUGUGGAAAAUCCAAGGCGGCGCAUAUGCAGACGACGGGACGCCACAGGUGGGCGAGAGCCCGAAUGAGCUGACAGAUCUACAACCUGUCACCAAGUUCCGAGCGCACAAUACCUAUAUUACACGAUGUGCCUUAAGCCCAGAUGCGCGGUACCUCGCGACGUGUUCGGCGGAUACCACUGUGAAGAUUUGGUCUACGGCCCAGUACCAAUUCAAGCUGGACAAAGUGCUGACAGGCCACCAGCGGUGGGUAUGGGACGUGGCGUUCAGUGCAGACAGUGCCUACCUGGUAUCUGCCUCGUCGGAUCACGUUGCGCGCUUGUGGGAACUAUCAAGCGGUGAAACGAUGCGGCAGUACAAUGGACAUCACCGUGCGGCGGUGUGUGUGGACUUGAACGAUUCUAGCUUGGAGACAUGA
Messenger RNA from Malassezia pachydermatis, 1083 nucleotides. Its product is annotated as wd repeat protein pop3. Lineage: Eukaryota; Fungi; Basidiomycota; Malasseziomycetes; Malasseziales; Malasseziaceae. The record is from RefSeq and is a predicted model, not a curated record. Gene Ontology annotation, molecular function: protein binding. Gene Ontology annotation, biological process: TOR signaling; regulation of actin cytoskeleton organization. The coding region runs from base 1 to 1083 and encodes 360 amino acids. Gene Ontology annotation, cellular component: TORC2 complex; TORC1 complex. The transcript has a single exon.